AAAAAUACUUUUUGAAACUGUUUUUAAAAUUUUUAUUUUUUAUUUUAGUAUUUAUUUUUUAUAAAUUUUAAACUCUAAUUCUAAAAUCCCACCCUUUAACUCUAAACCCUAAAGUUUGGAUUAAUUAACUCAAAGGGUAUAAAUGUAUAUUUACCUAUUUAAUGAAACCUAUUUUUGUGACUUUGAGCCUUGAGUGCUAUUUUGAGAACAAAAACUUGGUUUUAUGCUAUCCUAAUCUUUUUCUCUAGAAUAAUUAAAGACCACUUUUUUUACAACGGAAAUUUGGAUCAUUUCUCAAUUUGCGUGGCAAAUCCUUGCACAAAGGCCAUACUACUAUUCUCUAUAUCAUUCUAAUUUUAUUGGAUGUCUCCGAAGGGACAAUAACUAAAUAUCAUUUUUACAAAAUAUUUCUGACAACAAUAUUAUUAAAAUUGAAGCAUAACUAGACUUAGCUUUGAUGUACCGUGUGACAAUACCAAAUUAAAUUUUUAUAUUAACACUCUAUAAUAUAUCAGAUAACAACUUAAUUAGUCAUCUAAUACAACUAAAAAAUAAAAAAUAUUUCUAAAAUAAAAUAACUAUAAAGCUAAUCGUUGCUCAAAAAGAAAAGCUAAUCAUACAAUUUCUUAAGAUUACAAUCUAAUAAAAUCGUAGUGUAUCAUUUGAAAAAAAUACAAACAUACAGUCUUUUAAAAUAUUAGAAUUUAAUAAUUAUCUAAAUGAUUAAAUAAUUUUUAAUUUUAUUAAAUAAUUCUUAACCAACUUUACUAAGUAACAGUUUUUAGUUUUUGUUCUUUAAAUAGCUUCCUAAGCUAACAAACUUAGGUUUUAUUAAAGGGGUAAAUGACAAUUAUAUUCUUAUUUAUAAUUUUUUCUUAAAUAUUUUUAAAAAUUUAAAAUAAAAAUAUUAAAAACUGAAUAAUAAAAAAUGAUUUUUAAAAAAAAAAUUAUUGAUAAAUAGAAGACUUUUAUGAAUGUGUAUAAUGUUUUACUGAACUUUUACAAAGAAACAUUAGGAAUGCCACAUAAACAUGUAACUAGACUCCUUAAAUGUAUUUUUAUGUAUAUUUAUAAAAAUCUUCAUAAAUGUGUGUGACAUAUUCUUGAAUUUAACUUAUAUCUAUAUUUAGGAAAACAUAUUGAAUAUAUAACAUCAUCUUUAUUAUUAUUCUUUUAAUUUUUCAAUCCUAAUUAAUCAAAAAACCAGAAUAGAACUAGAACCGAAUGGAAUACGCAAUUAGUUCGGAUGUUAGCUGGUUCUCAACUGUGUUAUUCAAUCGAACCCGCAGAACCCAAAAUAACCGAACCAAAAUCAAACUGAAUUUUUUAAAUGUUUGAACGGAUCCUAAACCUCUAAAACCUAUGAAUCCAAGAGCCAAAAUAACUGAAUCGGAUUCGAACCCGAAAACCGUACGUCCAUCGCUAACUAAAAUUAUGUAUUUAGUAAGAUGUUAAUAAAAUUAAUCACACGAAGAGUAUAUGAAAACGCGAUGAGGCCAAAAAUGACUUAGAUAUUAUAAGCUGGUGUCUUACCUUAUUAAUUAACAUUGUUGUUAUCCUUAUCUUGUAAAGACGUGCGCUUAUAUCACAAGAAUCGAAAAACAUGUGUGGAAACUAUCAACGUUAACCAAACAUUUAAUCAGGAAGCUCAGUUUCGAACCAAACCAAACUGAACCAAGAAAAUUAACAGAAGCUACAGCACUAAACAUUUAGGUGCUCCUUGUUUGAAGACGGUUAAAUCAAAAACCAGAGGUAUAGUGAACAACUGAACAUACAUAAUCAUAUACGUUAACCAACAGUCCAAGAUCAGGAUAAACCAUAUGUAAAUAAUCAAACAAAUUAAAUAAGCGUGUAAGGAGGAGAGUGGAGGAAACAUGAAUAUUAAAAAAGAUAGGCAUCUUACUCAAAUCCCAGUGUACCUCCGUGUAUAAAUACCGAUCACAUGAAUUCACAUUUUCUGCAUCCAGUAACACUCAAAUCUUAUCAUACACAAACUAAAAAAAGGAUGAAUCCUGUGUUUUACUUCCUUCUUGCCCUAACCGCUGUUUUGGCCGCGACUGCAAACGCCGCCGGACCAAUUUUCGACACUGAUGGUGAUGUCAUAUUCGGCGGCAGCAGUUACUACGUUCUCCCCGCUAUCUGGGGCCCUACAGGUGGCGGCCUGACUCUCUCCUCCCUUGAUGACAAGCAAUGUCCUCUUUAUAUCCAGAAGGAAGAUUCAGAGGUCGAAAGGGGUAUUCCCGUAAAAUUCUCAAACUGGAAGCCUAGAGUUGGAUUCGUUCCCGAAUCAGAGAACCUCAACAUCGAGAUGGAUGUUGCAGCUACGAUCUGCGUCCAGUCAACUUACUGGUGGGUUGCUCCGUCUCACUUGCCCAUUAUGACUUUUUUCAUAGCGGCUGGCCCUAAGCCUGGAGAAGAUUCUUCAAGGAGUUUCUUCCAGAUCAAGAAAACUGGUGGAUUUCAUAAUGGCUACAAAAUUACGUUUUGUUCUGGAGAUGGGGGUUGCGACGAUGUUGGGAUAGCUAGGGACGCAAAUGGCGUUGGGCGUUUGGCUGUAGGAUCUGAGCCAUUCCCGUUUGUGUUCAGGAAAGCUGGUGAGACAGAGACUUCGCCCAAGACGAUGUCUAUUAUCUGAGAGAAAUCAAAGACUAUACAAUAUCAAGAAGAUAAGAGUUUUAACCUACUACUAAUAAUAAAACUCUUGUCUGUGUUCACUGUUUUCUUUUUUCAUCAAUCAUCAUAUAUGGAAUAAAACAUCUUUCCUUUGUUUCUUU
Brassica rapa (field mustard) is the source of this 2774-nucleotide messenger RNA. Its product is annotated as kunitz trypsin inhibitor 4. Gene Ontology annotation, molecular function: endopeptidase inhibitor activity. The record is from RefSeq and is a predicted model, not a curated record. Lineage: Eukaryota; Viridiplantae; Streptophyta; Magnoliopsida; Brassicales; Brassicaceae.